AUGCUGCGCCGCCGCGGAGCCUUCAGCGUGGAGCCGCUCUGCGGCCGCGAUGGUCCCUGGGAGACGGUGGAGAGCUGUGUGGUGCGCACCUCUGCCAGCGUCUACCGCCGGCUGCAGGAGAGCCCACGGCAGCCCCCGGGGGGGAUGAGUUCCUGGGGCCCCCCCCCACCGCCACCCCUCUGCCCCGGCAGCCCUCCGGUGAGUGGGCAGCUCCUCAAGUCGGAGUCAGAGGACUCCGGGGUGGAGAUGGCCAGCAACGAGCACUCGCCCUCCACCCCCCUGGGCUCAGAGAGCAGCUUCUCCCUCGACGGCUUCCCACCGGAGAAGAGCCCCCCUGGAGAGGAGCCGGGCACCGAGCCCCCCCGGCCACCCCGCAGCCGCUCAUCCAGCAAGAAGCUGGUGCAGGCAGCGCAGCGCAGCAGAAGGCAGCGGGCACCCGGGUGCUGCCCGCGACAGCUCGGCCGGCGCAGUGCCAGCACGGCCAACCUGCGGGCAGAGCCAGCGUGGGACCCCCGGGAGCCGGAGGAGCCCAGCCUCGGAGUGGGGGGGGGUUGGCCCCCCAGCAGCCCCUGAGCCUUCGCUCGCCUGCAGGCUGUGCCAGAGGCGGUGCUGCCCGUGCCGGGGCAGGGGCUGCGGUACCUGGAGCACGUCUGCCAGAUGCUGGAGCGCCUGGCCCGGCUGCAGCAGGACAACCGGCUCCUCCGGCAGCAGGCGGCGGAUGCCCGGCGUACCUGCUCUGACACCACGCACACCCAGGAGGCUCCGGGGCAGGAUGUGGCCGUGUGGAGGGCUGAGCGGUUCCGGCCACGCUCCUGCUCGGACAGCCAGGCACCAGCGCCUGACCCUGGGCCGUGCCAGAGGAUGUGGGGGCACUCGGCCAGCUCCCCCAGCCUGCUGGACCCCUCCGAGACCCGGGCGGGUGUCCCAACACCGGACAAGGACGGGCGCUCGCACUGGGGCCGGAUGAAGGUGCUGCUCACCCGCCUGACUCGCCGCUCGCUGCGGGGCGGCCGGUGCAGGUAGGGCCGGGGGGGGUCCCGGUCCUGCUGCCGCCCCUGGAUGGAGGAACUGCACUGCACCUAUUGCAUCACAUGCCACAGUAUGAUGUCACGCCCACCCGGGGC
Grus americana (Whooping crane) is the source of this 1124-nucleotide messenger RNA. It is a transcript of the gene C26H8orf58, whose product is annotated as chromosome 26 C8orf58 homolog. The transcript has 6 exons. The record is from RefSeq and is a predicted model, not a curated record. NCBI's taxonomy places the organism in Eukaryota, Metazoa, Chordata, Aves, Gruiformes, Gruidae.